GCAAGAUAAGCUAGCUCUAUCAUUUGGUUCAACAGGUGGCUGAAAAAACUCUCUUUGUUUUGUUCUUUGUCACCUAUAUUCCCCACCACAAUUUCUUCAUCUUCCUUCAUUCCCUUUUCUUCUCAAAAGUUUAACUCCUUUACCCAAUCAAUGGAUACCCUUUCUACCUCUGUUUCUUCCCUUAAACUUCCAAACAUACGCAGAUACUCUGCUGAUUUCCACCAUUUCAAGAAUCCCUAUACGACAACAACAUCAUCUUCUUCUUCCUCACCCCACUUCAAUUUCCCAAAAACAACUUCAAUCUCAAGCAAAACCAACUCUUUCACACAUAAAAAGACAACAAAUUUCCCAUUUCUAUCCAAAACCCCACCUCCCAAACAACCCUUUUCCAAGCAUCAAACAGCACAUACAAGAGCUUCAAGUGGGUAUGCUGCAGCACUCAUAGACAUAGGUAACUGCAACAACUCACUUGAAAAACUCGAUAAAGACGUGAGGAAGUUAUCAAGAUGGUUAAGACAUGAUCAGGUGCGUGUUCUUAGGACAGACCCUUUUGUGGGAAAUCAAGAAAAAGGGUAUGUUGUUAAGGAGAUUUUGUCUAAGGGGAAUUUCAACAAACACUUGGUGGGCGUGGUGAAGCUUUUGGUGGAGAAGAACAAAUUGGGGAUUGUGGGUGAAGUUUUGAUGGAAUUUGAGAGGAUUUAUGAUCAGCUUUGCGGGACACAAGUUGUUUUGGUUUCAUCAGAGGUGAAAAUGGAGAAAGAUGAAGCUUUUGGGAUCGCUAAGAAGGUGCAACAACUUAGUGGGGCUGAAAGAGUGAAGGUCAAGGUGAAGAAUUUGGUUAGUGAUAAGAAAAGUAACAAGCUUCGGGAUCUCAGUUUUCAGCUUGAUAGCUUUAUAGUUUAUGCUCGUGGUUCUGACGAGAGGUUCUUCAACUUGAAGGGAAUUAGUGAUCUUGCUAAAGUAUUGAUCAAGUCAGAUCUACAUCAAACUUGGCCACUUGUUUAUUUGCUUAGCAGGUUGACUCUCAUUCUUCCCGUUGCUACUGCUUCUGUGGAAUGAGCUUUCUCAUCCAUGAAGUACAUUAAAAAUGAACUCCGUAAUAGUAUUGGUGAUGAAUUUUUGAAUAGUUGUUUAGUUUGCUAUGUAGAGUGUAAGAUAUUUGCAAAUGUAAGUAAUGAUGCAAUUAUUUAUCGUUUUCAACAUAUGAAAAGUCGUCGAGCACAAUUAUGACUUGA
Solanum lycopersicum (tomato) is the source of this 1235-nucleotide messenger RNA. Its product is annotated as ATP synthase delta chain, chloroplastic. Gene Ontology annotation, biological process: proton motive force-driven ATP synthesis; photosynthetic electron transport in photosystem I; photosynthetic electron transport in photosystem II. Gene Ontology annotation, molecular function: proton-transporting ATP synthase activity, rotational mechanism. Lineage: Eukaryota; Viridiplantae; Streptophyta; Magnoliopsida; Solanales; Solanaceae. Gene Ontology annotation, cellular component: chloroplast thylakoid membrane. The record is from RefSeq and is a predicted model, not a curated record.